AUGGCUUUAUUCAGCUUCCUCAUUCUGACUUCCCUGUGUAUUGCGGGCCGAGAGGCCCUCAGCCUAUCUGAGUGCGAAGCUUUUGCCAGACGACCAAAAUACACUGAUAUCGCAGUGGUGUGUGGCACAUCUGCCAUCGACCUGGCUAUUCAAAUCUGUCCGGCCAUCUACACCGGAUACAACGCGAGUUUACUGAUCCUCAACCGUAUCCGGGACAAUGUGGACUGUCAGGGGAAGCUGGACACCUCUGUGGCGCCUCCUGUGGUGAGAUUCAGCUUCCCCAUCACAGAAGGAAACGCCUGUGGGAGUAACUUCUUGACAACGAGCGCACCAGGGACGGGAAUAUUCUCAGACUUCUCCAACAUCCAGACCGUCAAUGUCAGCGGAGUGGUCCGAUCUUUCGACCCCACCAUCGGGACCAUCACCUACAAUGCAGAGCUCAAGUAUUACUAUUCAUGUGCCUACCCACUGGAGUAUCUCAUCAACAACACCCAGGUGGAUGUGUCAUCCUCCUCCAUUGCUUUGAAGGACAACAAUGGGAGCUUCAUCAGCACCCUCAGCAUGGCCUUGUACCAGGAUAUAAAUUACACCACGCCCCUUGUAAUGCCAGCUCUGGGCAUCGAGCUGCGGACGAAAAUCUACGUGCAGGUGGUUGCAUCCAACCUGACAUCCCAGUACUUUGUUCUCCUGGACCGGUGCUACGCCUCGGUGUCUCCGCAGCCCUCCAACUCCACCUCCUUUAAUCUGUUUGUCUCGUGCUCCAUAGAUCAGCUGACUACCAUGCUGGAGAACGGGGAUAGCCAAAAGGCCCGCUUCUACUUCUCGGCAUUCCGCUUCAUCGAGCAGCAGAAUGAGACCAUCUCCACCUACUAUCUGCACUGCAUCACCCGACUCUGCGAGCGCAGCACUUGCAGCACCUUCAAGCAAUGCAACAGGAAGAGAAGGAGUGUGGAGACCACUGUUGUCCAGGAGAGCAUCACAGAGCCAUCUGUGCUCACAGUGGCUAUAAGGGCCAAGAGAGAGAGCCCCAUUCUGUCCAAAGAAGAGGCGCUGUCUGGUGGCCAGUCUGAUGGCAAGGGCACGUCUGUUGGUCUGGGAAUUGCUGUGGCUGUCCUCAUUGUGAUAGGGAUGGCAGCCAUUUUGAUGGCUGCAUCCUUUUAUCGAAAGCUGAAGCGGCUAAGCUAGCAGCAGCACCAUAAUGUUGAUGAACGGAGGGUCAGCACAAGCUCAAUGACAUGAUGAGUUAAAUUCACAUACUGGUGGAGGUGCAUAAUGUAUGUAGGACUCUGCUUUACUAAAUUAAACUAUUGAUUGUAGCACUUAAUGUUUCUUCCCAAUCCUUCACAGACUGUUACAAGUUAUGGAAGGUGAAGUCUGAAUAACGCACUUAUCAUGAUGCAAAACAAAGACAGAAAGGUAGAAAGGAAGGAAGAAAGAAAGAACUCUUUAGCAGGGUUGAAGCAAAAAAUGAUGCAUUAAAUUUGGUUUGUUGCCAGUGUGUAAAUAUUCUUUGAUUCAAAUACUCAGACUUCUCAUUGAUAUAACAUACAGAUAUGAAUUAUGAACAUGAAUGACAAAGACAGUGGAUUGCACACCUUGUAA
This is a messenger RNA of Thunnus maccoyii (southern bluefin tuna), 1602 nucleotides long. RefSeq names its product zona pellucida-like domain-containing protein 1. NCBI's taxonomy places the organism in Eukaryota, Metazoa, Chordata, Actinopteri, Scombriformes, Scombridae. The transcript has 10 exons. Gene Ontology annotation, cellular component: cell surface. The record is from RefSeq and is a predicted model, not a curated record. Bases 1 to 1185 code for a protein of 394 amino acids.